Rhagoletis zephyria (snowberry fruit fly) is the source of this 475-nucleotide messenger RNA. RefSeq names its product AT-rich interactive domain-containing protein 4A-like. The record is from RefSeq and is a predicted model, not a curated record. Gene Ontology annotation, molecular function: transcription cis-regulatory region binding. Gene Ontology annotation, biological process: regulation of transcription by RNA polymerase II. Gene Ontology annotation, cellular component: nucleus. Lineage: Eukaryota; Metazoa; Arthropoda; Insecta; Diptera; Tephritidae.
GCUGCACCCGCCGAGGAGCCGGUGGUUCUGCCCAUCGGCACCGAGGUGAGCGCCAAGUACAAGGGCGCCUUCUGCGAGGCGAAGAUCAAGAAGGUGGAGCAGGUGGUGAAGUGCGGCGUCCGCCUGCGGAGCAACGGCCAGACGGUGACCAUUCCCGAGACCGACCUGCAGGGUGGCUCGCGCAAGGUGGGCGGCGUGGUGGCCAUCGUCCGGGGCGGCUCCUCUGGAUCGGCCACGGCCGAAGAACGAACCGCCGCCGCCGUGGACCGCAAGCACGACGGCGAGGAGGGCAUCAUCACCAAGAUCCUCGACCAGUCGCUCUACACUGUCGUCUUUGAUGAUGGCGACGAGAGGACGCUCAAGCGGACGUCACUCUGCCUCAAGUCAGGUAAACACUUUGCCGAGAGCGACACGCUGGACAAGCUGCCGCUGACGCACCCCGAACACUUCGGCAACCCGGUCAAUUUGGGCCGCA